AUGUCAGAGACUCCUCGCCUGGAGGAGCAGGUUGCAGGCCAAGGCAAAGCAACAUGGCCUGGCUACUGGCCAUUCAGGCGCUGGUGGUCCCGUAAGCGGGGCUACUACAAUGUCCCACCGGCUGAAGAGGGAUUUGCCGCGGUGCUGCUGCAGAUUCUUUUGGGUGUGGACGACGCGGCAGAAGUGCUGGCAGAGCUGGGCAACCAGACAGAACGGGCAGCCUUCGAAGAGUGGCUCCAAGACUAUCUUGGUCCAGAUGCAACGAACAUCGUCGUGAGCUUCGGAGGUUCGGCCAGCCUCUUGCAGGUUGUCGCGCAGGCGGAAAUUGUCCCCAUGAACGUCAGCUUCGUUGCUACAUCUUCCCUGGCCUCCUCUCUCACGGAGUCAGGCGGCGUGGCCGAAGCGCUUCCAAAUGACGUCGUGACGGCGCUUCAAGAUUCUUUCCCAGGCACGGCAGGGAAGGUGAACAACGCGACCAUCCAAGAUGUGCAGGUCGAGGCCCAAGCCACAACGACGGAGGCCCAAGAGAACACGACGGAGGAGUCAACAACCAGCAACCUGACUUCCACAACCAGCACCGAUGCUUCUACGACGGUCACGGUGUUUAAUGUCCAACUGGAGCUGGACUUCCUGCUGGAGCUCGACAACGCCACGGCAACCGGGCUUCGACAGGAGCUUCUGCUCUGGGAUAGAUGUGGCCCCAGCACUGCUUCCCAGGCCACUGCGCUGGUCACCAACGCCACGGCCCAAGCAGCGCUCAAGGAAUGGUUUGCCGCCAAGGUGGGCAUCGACGACGGUAGCCUCAGCAACGUCAUCGCACGUUUCGUCGCUCUUUUCGCGGAGCAGUCGGAAGCGGAUGCAGCAGAGAGCCAGAUCCAAGGCGAUGAUCAGCUCGUGGCUGACUUCCUGCUGGCGACGGAAGCACUGUAUCCAGGCUUUGGGGACGCAGCGUCUAGGUGCGACGGUGCGCGUCCUCGAGGCGAGCAGUGGUGGAACGCCCCUGGAGGGAAGACAGAGCAUCUCAAUUAUCCGUCCAGAGGUGGCAGAUGGGUCUCUUCUGACGCGGCCUACCAUCGAAGCGGCUCGACCCUUGAGGCCCAAGCGACAACCACGACCACGACAACACCGUUGCCGCCAUCAAGUCGUCCCGGAAGGUCUUUGUUGAUCACGGCGGAGAGCGGCGUGUUCCUGUGUAAGAUUCCUGCCGUUGGCGCCAGCAGCUUGCCCAUGGACCCAAGCAACUCCAGCUUCUGCAAGACAGUGGGGCUGCCCAGCGACGCUGAGCAGAAUCCGCCUGCAGGCCUGAACAAGCCCUUCCGGUCCAUCCAGGCGGACAACGGCGACAUCAUUGUGGUGGACAAGAACAACGGCCGGAUUCAGCGAUGUCCCCUUGCCGGGCCUUGUUUCACGGUGGCCCCGGUGGGCAGUACGACCUUGAACGAGCCGCGUGCGGUGCAGCUGGACGAGGCCGGGAGGUACGUGAUUGCAGACUUCACCGGCGUGAAGCGGUGUGAUGCAACGAGCUGCGAGCAGUUGGGCCCUGCCCCCACCUUUCCCGAUCCGUUGGACCCUUCAUACUCCACGAGUGUGUUGGAUGGGGCGAAUGACGUGCGCCUGGAGGGUUCGGACCACUUCGUGACUUCCGCCGUGAACGGCAACGGAGUGCAGAAGUGCCAGGCGGUAGUGAACGGAACAUGCGACAUCAUCCUGAACAUGCAGCUGUCCUGUGCCGUCGUUGGGGAAGAUGGUUACUUCUUCUGUGACCCGUCCUUCUACGGCACCGAUGACAGCAUCAAGUUCUGCCGCUUUGAGGAUGUGCCGUGCCAAGGCAACGAUCUCACCAUUGUCGCUGGAGGUGAGCGUGGGAACGGCCCUACACAGAUGCGCGCUCCUGCCGACGUGCUUCUGGAUGAGACGGGCAGUUUCAUCGUGGCCGACUCUGGCUUUUCCGAGAACAACCGCAUUCAGCGAUGCCCGCCGCGGCAGGACCCCAACAUCGCCGAAGUUUGUGAGACCUUGUUCCAGGGCCCUGGCCUCUUCUACCCAACCGGCCUGGCCAUCCCAGCCAGUGCCACUACGGUCCAGGUGGCAGAUGCGAGCCUCUUUGCGGUCGGAGACACCGUUGCCUUUGCGGGCGGAGUCCCAGCCGUCGGCCUCUUGCAAGUCAGAGACACGCUUGCCUUGACAGGCUUGGUAGAGACUAAGAACGUGACUGCCGUCUCUGCCAACACUUUGACACUUGACUCGCCUCUGGCGAACAGCUACUCCAGCGACGCCACCAUCACUGUGGUCACGGCGCCCGUGACACCACCGGUGACAACCACGACCACGACAACACCGUUGCCGCCAUCAAGUCGUCCCGGAAGGUCUUUGUUGAUCACGGCGGAGAGCGGCGUGUUCCUGUGUAAGAUUCCUGCCGUUGGCGCCAGCGGCUUGCCCAUGGACCCAAGCAACUCCAGCUUCUGCAAGACAGUGGGGCUGCCCAGCGACGCUGAGCAGAAUCCGCCUGCAGGCCUGAACAAGCCCUUCCGGUCCAUCCAGGCGGACAACGGCGACAUCAUUGUGGUGGACAAGAACAACGGCCGGAUUCAGCGAUGUCCCCUUGCCGGGCCUUGUUUCACGGUGGCCCCGGUGGGCAGUACGACCUUGAACGAGCCGCGUGCGGUGCAGCUGGACGAGGCCGGGAGGUACGUGAUUGCAGACUUCACCGGUGUGAAGCGGUGUGAUGCAACGAGCUGCGAGCAGUUGGGCCCUGCCCCCACCUUUCCCGAUCCGUUU
Molecule: messenger RNA, 2778 nt
Organism: Symbiodinium sp. CCMP2456
Lineage: Eukaryota; Dinophyceae; Suessiales; Symbiodiniaceae
Source: the annotation of a GenBank genome assembly